Panicum virgatum (switchgrass) is the source of this 950-nucleotide messenger RNA. Its product is annotated as vacuolar protein sorting-associated protein 55 homolog. The record is from RefSeq and is a predicted model, not a curated record. Gene Ontology annotation, cellular component: endosome. The transcript is spliced from 5 exons. Lineage: Eukaryota; Viridiplantae; Streptophyta; Magnoliopsida; Poales; Poaceae. Bases 262 to 603 code for a protein of 113 amino acids. Gene Ontology annotation, biological process: late endosome to vacuole transport via multivesicular body sorting pathway.
CGCCGAAGUGAUCACUUGGUACCCUACCCUAACGGCGCCCAAAGCAAAGCAAAGCAAAAAAAAAAAAAAGAGAAGGGGAGACCCUUACAGGUGGGCCUCCCACCUUAAGUAGGACCCGCUUGUCUGUCUCCACGGAACGGGAAGAGUCUCCGGUCUCCGCACGAGUCGGUCACAAACAGAAGAAGAGAAGAGGUGAGGAAAGGCGAAGCUUCUCCUCGCAACGAUGGCGAUGACCGUCGAAGGCUGGCUGGGCUCGCUUUUAUGUUCUCGACGAGCAUUCUGCUGCAAAUACUGGCAUGUGCUUUGUACAACAACUGGUGGCCCAUGUUAGCAGCUCUCAUGUAUGUCCUUGUACCGAUGCCAUGCCUGUUUUUUGGUGGUGGAUCCACACACUUUUUGACAAGCAGAGAAGGUGGAGGGUGGAUUAAUGCUGCAAAAUUCCUGACUGGUGCAUCUGCCAUGGGAAGCCUCGCGAUCCCAGCUAUUCUGAGGCACGCAGGCCUAAUUGAGACUGGUGCCAUGUUCAUCGAGUUCACGUCCUUCUUCAUCCUUGUAUGCACGGUGCUGUGCUUCCAUAGGGCUACCCUAGAUGAAGAUUGGUAAAUGUGCAUGCACGGACCCCUGAAGAAUAGCAAUUCUGUGGCCGCUUCUCUCCAUGCUAAGCAGAAGAAUUUCUGUUGGAAGUUAACAAUUAGCAUGGAUAUGUACAAAGAAGUGUAUUUGAAACCCCUGGCUGAUGUUUCAUAUAGGCACUCUUUAAGAUCUGUGGUGACGUGGCAAGGCAGAUGUUAUUUCGAUCACUUGACAUUGCAGUCGCAUGUUUCUGUGAAGGAACCCAAUCUGUGCAAAACAUGAGCAAGAGCCUGUACACGGUACACCAUUCUUCUUUGCUGGCCGCUACAUUGCCUUAACAUGUUAUUCAGUGAAGUGAUGGAAACUUGAUGCUGAUA